Messenger RNA from Vespula vulgaris, 6790 nucleotides. Its product is annotated as ankyrin repeat and BTB/POZ domain-containing protein BTBD11. Gene Ontology annotation, molecular function: protein heterodimerization activity. The record is from RefSeq and is a predicted model, not a curated record. Lineage: Eukaryota; Metazoa; Arthropoda; Insecta; Hymenoptera; Vespidae. The coding region runs from base 987 to 5198 and encodes 1403 amino acids. The transcript is spliced from 13 exons.
UUCAUUCUUUUGGAGAAGUCUUCCCGGUGGAUCGAGAGAAAAAGAGGAGAUAAAAUCGAACGAAGGCAAGGUGAAACUGGAGGAAGAGAAAACACCAAGAAGAGGGAGAAAGAUAAAUAGAAAUAGAGAAUAGACCACAGAGGAGACACGCGAUCACCUUGCCCCGAUGGAAAUCGAGUCGAUGACAAGGCAUUUAUAAGUAAUACUCGCACUUAUCGAUAAUAGACAGAUCUAUCGAGUUAGCUUCGAAUUCUUCAAACAAAUAAUCGUUGAAGAAAAUAUUACUCUCUCUCUCUUGUCGAAGAAAAAGAAAGAUAUUCCCACGAUUAACGUAAAUAACGUUUCCCUCGACAUACGCGUUCCAACUCGGCGUGCAUGAAGGAAGAAAGGAAGAAAGAGAAGUAUCAGUGACGUGAAAGAAAUAAAUAAAGAAAGAAAGAGAAAGAGAAAGAGAGGGACAAGCUGUGGUCUCUCCGAAGGAAGUGCACGCGUUUCACCUGCUGAUGCACAGGAAGCCUGCACGUCGAGUCUGCUCAGUCAUCUGUUUACAUCGAAACCGAACCGAUGACUCGGAUAACGCGAGCUUGCUCUUCGAACGAUCCUAUCGAGAGAAGAUGCUUUCCCCCUUUUCGUUCGAGGUUCUAACGAGCACGGAUCUCACUGAGGUUUUGUAGAAAAUAGGAAAGGAAAAAAAAGAGCUCGUUAGCGCUCUUUCGUUUUGUUUUAAGACCUUCCAGUGGGUGACGUGCAAAAGGUUCGGAUAGUAACGUGAGAUAAGUGAUUUCAUUCAUCGAUCCCCGACACAUGAUAAUGAUAACAAAGGAUAAAUCAAAGAUAAGAAGGAAUAAGUUCUCGUCGCUGAGAAAAACGUCGAAAUUUGGGAAAGUUCGUAAUUAACAAAAAAGAGAGAGAGAGAGAGAGAGAGGUAAAAGAAGAGGGCUUUAAUCGCUGUGAUAAUUUGAGAAGGAGGAUGAAGAACACAUGACAUGCGACCAUCAUCAUCCUUGUCUUCCUCGUCAUCCUCCUCGUAUUCAAGGCGAGGAUCCUGUUCCAACAAGGACUGUACAUGUCUACUCUGUCGUGAACUGAAGGACUACGAGAUGAGUACUACGGUGGAAGUUCAACAGCCUAUGGUGGACGGUGCCAACUUUAUUCUACGUCGUCCAGUGACGUUCAUUAGCCGCGAACCAACACGAGAAUGGCAAGAAACCAGUGAAUAUGAAAAAACGUCGACCUUGGAAGAUCCUACUCGAAGGAGAUUCGACAAAACUGAAAUCGUCGUCGGAGUUGGCUCGAAAUCAACGAGAACCAUCGAUGUUCCUCAUAAAACGGUGAUUUAUUUUGGCGACACCAGUCAAAGAGAAAGAGAGAAAAAAGGUUCUACGGAAUCUCGUCGAGACGAGGUCCCUUCUAGAAAUCUCGAAAGAGACGAAAACUCGACGAUAGAUAAUACAAAGAGAAGUCACGAGAUCGUUGUAAACGUCACUCCCAGCAGAGAAGACGUACUGAGGAUCGAGGAGGACGAAAGCCAGAUCGAGGAUUAUUGGUCCUUGCCCGGGGACACCACUGGGUUCAAGGCUGACUGGAGUUUCGUUCAGCAAUGGCGCCUUAGGGGUCCUGGUGGUGGUAGUGGACGUGAAGUGUACUGUCCCCCAUAUACAAAGGACUUUACGGAAAAUCAGUCGAAAAGUGGCGUCCACAAUAUGGUUCACAUGGUUGCGGAGAGGGAUACGGAUAGCGUUGCGCCUACUCCGACCCCUCAACAUCCUCAUCCCUCGCAGCAUCACCAUCUCAGCUUGCACGAGCUCCGAGUACUUCAGAGGCGACCAGAAUGCGCUGGUAAUAGCUCCUCCGACGAGAAUCGAUCGUCCGGGCACGCAAGCAUGUCGGAUACCGGUGGUCAUACAAGCAGCAGUUCUCCGCCUCAUCGUCAUCACAGGUCGCACAGUCCUCAGCAACUGAACUCUGUACCAGAAGAUGAUCGACUAUCGGCUUCGGUUACCCAAAGAAAUGGUAGAAGCAGAUCAGGACAGAAUCGUAACAGACAUCGAGCUACUCCUGCUAAGCUGCAGGUACCAUGGUCGGGUUCUGGUCUGGAGGACAUAAAAUUAGCGAUUCAGCAACUAACCAUGCGUUCCCACAAGUCUUCCUCGACAUAUUCGUCGUUGAGUGGUUCGGAGAGUUCAGAGCCGGCGGUUAGAAGACUGAUGAGACAUAGUAGUUUAGAAACGAUCAACACUAACGUCACCAGUGCUGACGAAUUCGUUUGGGUCGACUCUCAUAAUAGACUGGUCGAGUUGCAGCAACUACCAUGGACUCAUCACGAUGUAUUACGAGUAUUACAGAAUGGUCGUACGAGAGAACACAUGGAACAAGUUUCAAUGGAGACCAUUCCUAGACUUUCUUACUUACUUCAACGAGCCUUAGUCAGGAUCAGCCGUGAAACUCAACGAUUGGCUAAGCCUAUUGGUCUUUGUAGCAAGCAUGAAGUCUACAGCGCUUUUAAGAUCGUUCUUUGUCCAGCCUUAGCGGAUUCUUGUACAAAGGCUUGUCUACGAGCAGCCGCUAUGUUUGCUGUGUCCGGCGAUCAGUUGAAGCAAUCGAAGGCAUCUCGGUCUGGACUGCAAUUACCCGUUGGUCGAUUUCUCCGUUGGAUGUCGGACGUUAGACUUGGAAGAAUGGUGCACGAGUAUGCUGCAGUGUACCUAACGGCAGGCAUCGAAAAUCUCUUGGAAGAGAUUUUGUUGCAAUGUAUGCCGACAGAACCACACACGACUCUAACCGCUACGAUGUUAGAACACGUAAUAGCAAACAGUGGUGACUUGUGGGGUCUGCUUCAACCUUAUGCUCAUCUUAAUGCUGGCCGUAUUGCAUCUGGUGCCCUCGCAAUGCCACGUUGGGCAAGCGUGAGCUCGCUGAAUUCUUCAUCCUCCUCUCGAAGUGGUAAAGAAGCGAUAGGAUCCACGCUCGAGCCUUCCUUUCUAACGACUUGUGUUGGUUCAAUGUCCGAACUGAUCGAGCUUAUAUCGAAGGUAGCUCAGUCUGGAAGAUGUCCAGUACCUUUAACAGCAAAAGCUUUGAAUGCUUUGUUCUAUUACAUGAGGUGUUCCCAACUCGAACAUGGCGAGAGAGGUUCAGGGAUACAAGAGUUAGCUUACGAAAGAGCCUACGUCGUUCUUCCACCUUUGAUCGAGUGGUUACGUAUAGCGGCAGCUCAUGCCGAGCAUCGACAUGCUCUUGCCGUCGAUCAGGAUGACAUUAAUCAAGCCGCAAGAUUGCUUUUACCUGGCGUCGACUGUCCGGUUAGACCGAUAUGUUCCGAGGAAAUCACAGUUUGCUCGAAACGUAUCGACGACUCCGAGUACGUUCGUCUGUUGACCACGGACAUGGCUUUCAAGAUGUUGACCAGUGGUCGAGAGGAGCUCAUAGCACAGGCGAUGCCAUUGUUACCAUCGACGAAAAUCAACACCGUCAACGAUAGCGGUUUUACCGCGUUGAUGUUGGCCUGUAUCAAUGGCGACGAGCAAGCUGUAGCAGCUUUGUUGGAUGCUGGAGCAGAUCUGAACAUCGAGAGUCCACCUCCAAGUACUAGUCAGUCGUCUGGCACCCCGUCGAAAGUAUCCAGUUCGACGAGUACAGCUAUCGUUAGAAGUCCCGUUAAUCAAUCGGUGAUAACAACGCCAAGCAAAAAUGGUUCGGUUCCGUCGCCAGGUGGUACUCCUUGCGGUAACUCGAGUAACGUCUAUUACGUUCAAACUGGAUUCAAUGCUGAAACGCAACACUGGACUGCCCUGACCUAUACAGCUUUGCUAGGCCACUGUAAUAUCGCUAGAAUGUUGCUGGAGAGAGGAGCAGCUGUGGAAGGUGGUGCAAAAGUCAGCGAAGACAAGUGUACUGUUACUCCGUUACAAGCUGCUACUGCAUCAGGCAACAACGAGAUGGUUGCUUUGCUCUUAGCUCAUAGCGCACAGCCAUUCUUGUCUACCUUGAUAAAAGACUCGUUUUCUUACACUGGUUCGGCUCAACGAGGUUGCUACAGUGCAGUAUCGGUGGCAACGGCGCACGGUCAAAGAAGUUGUCUUCAUCAGUUACUAUCUCAUCCGUUGAACUUCUCAGCGAAACGCGGAGAAAAAGAGAUCUUGUCUCUGGAGGAAAUACUCGCGGAAGGUAAUGCUAGUACCAAUCCUCAGCAACAAACCGUAGAUGGUAAAAAUGGUCACAGAGAGGGCAAAGAACCAGUGUUUAACAAAUUACAAACGAAGGCACUUCAGGAAGCAAUGUAUCAUAGUGCUGAAAGCAAUCAUUUAGACAUUACUAUGGAACUUCGUGGGCUCAAAGUAGGAUGGACGUUACACUGUUGGAUGCACAGUCUUGCCACUGCUCAUGAAAUGAGAAUAGAUUCGGUCAUAGAUCAAUUGCUUCAAGACUUUCUACAAGUUUGUCCCGAUGAUUACUCAACGCAAUUCGUUCAGGAAUGCUUACCACUUUUGUUCAACAUAUUUCGUUACAGCAAGAAGGAAGGUACAACGCUUCUACUUGCUGAUAUCUUUUGCACGUGUUUUGGUUGGGAGCCAAUCAAACCGAUCAGAGAUACUACACUUUCAAGUGGCUCAAGAAUCGAUCCAAAAUUUGUUAACAAUCCUGAGCUGAGCGACGUACAAUUUAGAGUCGAAGGUAGAGUCUUUUAUGGACAUAAAAUCGUUCUGGUAACUUCAUCUCCAAGAUUUAGGAAUAUGUUAAGUUCAAAGUUAUGCGAGGGUAAUCCUCCUAUCGUACAAAUCAAUGACAUUAGAUAUCACAUCUUCCAAAUGGUCAUGGAAUUUCUUUAUCACGGGGGAUGCGCAACUUUGGAAGUUAAUCAGAGUGAUGUUUUAGAAUUAAUGGCAGCUGCCAAUUUUUUUCAACUUGAUGGUUUACUGAGAUAUUGCGAGGCUCAAUGUUCAGCAAUGGUCGAUUUAGAUAAUAUUGUUUCUAUGUACAUUCAUGCCAAGGUUUAUAAUGCAGCACAACUCUUAGAAUAUUGUCAAGGAUUUUUAUUGCAAAAUAUGGUUGCACUGUUAACUUAUGAUGACUCUGUUAAACGUUUGUUGUUUGCUAAAAAAUUACCAAAUCAUGAUGUUCUAGCAGGCCUUUUACUUACUCUGCAAGCAAGGAUAAAGGCCAGAAGAUCUCAGCAACAAAAUAAAAUUAAAACGUAGAGCGUUUUUAAUUCGCCAAGCAAAAUGCACAGGAAAGUAACGUAAGUACCAAUUAAAGAAAAUUAGAUUCGUUCAAAUAACUCUUAUAAACAUAUACUGUAAUUACGAUAUCAGCAAAUGCUGUUUUAUAUAUAUAUAUAUAUAUAUAUAUAUAUAUAUAUAUAUAUAUAUAUAUAUAAUUUUAAAUGUUAAUUACUUGAAAUGUAUAUUAUGUGUAUAUAUCACGUAAAAAAUAGAACAAUGCUCUCUACAAUUGACAAACAAACAUAACAAAGCUAAACUGCAUUUAUCAAUUAAGCAAGUAAAUUUUACAUUUUAAAAGUUGAAGUUAACAUUGAUUAUAUUUCUAGUUUAUUUUUUUAACAAUAAUAUCUGUUAACAAUCCAACACGAAAGUUCCUGUAUUUGCGUCGCUAUUUACUGAACGACUUAUAAUACAUUUUUCAUUAAUAUAUUUAUUUUCUAAAAAGAGAAAAUACUAAACACUGAUUACAAAUAUUAUUUAAUAGAAUGUUAUAAAAUAAUAAGAUUUCCAGAUGAAUAACAUAUUAAAUACUUGUAUAAAUGAUAUAAAUAUUAAGAUUCUUAUCUUAUAUUUGUUAAAGUAAAUACUUCCUGAGAAAAAAAAAUUUAAUUAAAUUGACAUAAAGCGAAUAAACAACAAAUGUUAUCAUUGUUAAAGUGCUAUUUAUUUAGAAUGUCAAUGAAUAUCUGUAUGUACAAUAUGUAGAUUAUAAUCCUAAUGAUAAUGUAAUUGCUGGAUUUUUGGAUUGUGGAAUGCCUAUAAUAUAAUUAUAUAUGAAUCAAGUUGAUUUUCAAAAAGGGACUAUCUCAAUCAAUCAUAAAUGAUUCUAUAGCCUUAUAUAUGAUAAAUACAUAACAUUCAAUAAAUCCAAAAUCUUCUUGUAUUUUCUUUCUCUCUUUCUCUCAAUGUAUAACUCGGAAUUGAUUUAAAAGAAAAAAAAAAGAAAAAAGAAAAAAGGAAAAAAAAUAAUGAGUUAGGAUCAUAUUUAUAUUCACGUUUUCUUGAAUUAACAUAAGUCUGAAUAUAUACAUACACUAUAUAUAUAUAUAUGUAUGUAUAUAUAUAUGAAUAUAUGUAUAUAUAUGUAUGUAUGUAUGUAUAUGUAUAUAUGUGUGUAUGUGUAUGUGUUCGAUAUAUCUUAAGCACUGUACAAAACCAGCAAACAUAAAAUUAUCUAAUUGAAAGAAGCCUCAAGUAACAAGUGCUAACAGAACAACGUAACAACUCGAGGAAAUCGUAGAUAAAAACUGAGUAUAUAAAUAAACAUAAAUAAUACAUAUACUAAGACGAAUAUUAAAUAAUCAAUGUAAAUAUAUCUAAAUCAAUGAUUAUUAAGUAAUUAGUAUAGAUUUCAUACUAUACAAUUUUAUAAUCAUGCAUAGAGUGAAGUAAGUAUUGAAAUAAAUGGCAUUAACUAUCAUGGCUCUUCAUUAAUAAUAAAUAUACUGCGUUUAAUAAUUUACACACAUAUAUAUAUAUAUAAAUUAUAUAUUAUAUAUUAAAUUGUAUAUUAUAAUAUAUAUUAUAGAAAUAUAUAUAUAUACAUAUAUAAAUUAAUCUUUGAAACA